Molecule: messenger RNA, 1734 nt
Organism: Cylicocyclus nassatus
Lineage: Eukaryota; Metazoa; Nematoda; Chromadorea; Rhabditida; Strongylidae
Source: the annotation of a GenBank genome assembly
GGAUUUUCAGGUGUCCAAGCUGUUAUGUCGAAUCGAACUAACUGAUGCGUGCAUAUUUUAUUGGUUUACUACUUUGCUUAUUCGAAGCAAAACAAUGUUAUCAUAUGAAAGCCUCGCAGAUUCGAAUAUCAGAGAUCGCGAAAGGCGAAUACGAAAAAUAUCUGACUGACACUUGCCAAGAGCACAAAAAGGAAGCAUAUUCGGUGGAUGAUUAUCUGGAAUGGGAACACAAUGAAUUCUUGCGAAGUCUUCGAAUAGCAUUGCUGCCGGACACUGCUGAUGGUGACUUCCGAGCGGCUCUGAGUACUGGUAUGCUAGAUGUGGUACCAGCAUUAUUCGAUGUCCCUGAGAAGCCUUCUGGUAGCUGUCAUCGACGAAAUCAAACGGUCGACUUUGAAGAACGAAUACAUGUUUACACAUCGUUCGAGGAUGUUUUGCUCGAUCUAGUUUUGUCGUCAAAAAUUGCCGAGGGACAGCUUGGACCCAUUUGAGUCACGAAUUUUUCGGUUCUUCCCAAAAGGGAAGCUUGCGCUUGACGUUUGUAUCUUUUUUUCCCAACUGAUAGAACUGAACUUGGAACUUUCUUUAACUUGCAUCUGAAUCAGCUCAUCAUAUAUUUUCUUUCCACUAAUUCAAAAGUCAGAUCUUGUAAUAUUGCCUUCUUGUUCAUACAUUGCCUGUACAUUUUUUGUAUUUCUGCGUAAUCCAGAUUAUUUUCGUUCACGGCUCCCCAAAAAACUAAGCAAGAUUGUGUACAUAUGUUUCAAUGCAUAUCAGAGAAACUUCUUUGUGGUACAUUUUCUGCGUACGAUGUGCACUCCUCGCGUGAUCACUGCUCCCAUUCAUGACCGUCUGUCAGAAAUCAUUUGAAGACAUCUGAAGUUACAUUGCUUGUGCAAAUCUUGAAUCUGAUUUGGUGUAUGAGUGUAUUUGGAGUCUUAUUGCUUGCUUUACUCGUGCAGCCCUCACUUAAGCCUCUUAUUCACUUGCUGGCUCGUCAUCAUGUUCUUAUUAACCUUUAUACAAUUUCCUUGCAUUCACUUUUGAGGUUUAGACAGAAAAAAGUUGCUUACAUCACAAUAAGAGCGCGUAAGCCUGCAUUGCCUCUUUUCUUACACGUUCUUAUUGAGCAUGGAAUUCAAAUGAUCGGGGUACGUGUGUUAUGUUUGGGCACUUAGUGGUAGUUUUGAGGGGUUCUAUAAAGGGUUGGGCUUUUGCAGAUUUGCUUUUCGUUAUCAAUUUUGUCGAGUGGCACGUUUCGUUUUGAAAAUAGAAGAAUAGUGAGACGUUGGCAGCGAAAGUUCUUUUGCUCACCUUUUUGAUUAAGGACAAUGUAUCCUCUGAUUUUGCCUUGUCUGUUGUAGUAUAAAACUGCUCUUAAUGGUACACUUUCGUCCUCUAACAGUCAUGCUUGGUUCGAAAUGAGCAAUUGAAGUUUUCUAAAAGCGUGAGCCUCUUUGAUUGUGGUUGUAUUGGUUACCUAUAUAUUACUUUGCGUAGUCUUGAGCCCAUUAUCGUCACGGGAGCCAUAUAGCUUUAGUGCCUAGUUAUCCAGAUGCCAAUUUAUACGUUUUAUCUUCUUUUUUUCAAUAUUGUAUCGAUUGCUUGAUUACGCUUGUUUGAAGCUAUCUAUGUUGAAUGAACAUUUGGUCAAAUGAGUUGUAUGCAUAAAUGAAUAUUUUAUGUUAGUGUUUGCAUACUUGAGUGUUAUAGCAGCAGAAUGAGUUCCACUGG